Elaeis guineensis (African oil palm) is the source of this 1322-nucleotide messenger RNA. Lineage: Eukaryota; Viridiplantae; Streptophyta; Magnoliopsida; Arecales; Arecaceae. The record is from RefSeq and is a predicted model, not a curated record.
UUGUGGAUGUUGAUACUUGUGAAUGUUGAUCUGUAAUUUAUCUUUGUGUGGUGCUUUUUCUGUGGUGUCGAUUGUUACACUAAUAAGAAUUCAUUCAGGUCUCAUUUCACUAGAUUAAACAAUUCCUCAUGUCUGAGCUAUUGUGCAUAUUGAGUACAUACAAUUCUAGAUGUUCUCUACUUGAUGACCAUGUACUUUAGCUCUAUGAUCAUUAAGAACUAUUUUUUCACAUUUAUAGUGCUGUUACCUGCAAUAACUAAAUAUUGCAUAUGCAUUGUUCAUAGAAAUUUAAUUGUUUUCAGCUUUUUUAUGAUGUAACAGAUAAUUGCAGGACAUGACAAGUGAAAUCUAUUAGAAUGGUCACUCUUUGAUGUAACUAGUUUGUUAAUGUGCUUUUUAACUUUGGUGGAUUGUUCCACAGCAUAUGUUCUUCAAGUUUGGUUAGUUUCUCGCUAUUUUUAACAUUGCUGAUGUUGAUAGGAGUCACAGCAGAAACAUCAGCAAAAUGUAUACAGCAAGGAAGAAAAUCCAGAAGGAAAAGGAUGUUGAGCCUACUGAGUUCGAGGAGAUAGUUGCACAGGCCCUUUUUGAUUUGGAGAACACCAAUCAGGAGCUUAAAAGUGACUUGAAGGAUCUUUACAUUAACUCAGCUGUUCAAAUUGAUGUUGCGGGGAAUCGGAAAGCUGUUGUUAUCCAUGUACCUUACAGACUGAGGAAAGCUUUCCGAAAGAUUCAUGUGAGGCUUGUCCGGGAAAUGGAGAAGAAAUUCAGUGGCAAAGAUGUGAUAUUUAUUGCCACUAGAAGGAUACUGAGACCACCGAAAAAGGGCUCUGCAGUAGUCCGGCCUCGAAGUCGCACACUGACACAUGUGCAUGAAGCUAUGUUGGAGGACAUUGUGUAUCCAGCAGAGAUUGUUGGAAAACGUAUUCGAUAUCGUCUUGAUGGAUCUAAGAUCAUCAAGAUCUUCUUAGACCCAAAAGAGAGGAACAACACUGAGUAUAAGUUGGACAGCUUUGCUGGAGUUUAUCGCAAACUUACUGGAAAAAAUGUGGUUUUUGAGUACCCGGUUACUGAGGCAUGAACACAUUUUACGCUGAGUAAAGCUCAUCUUAGAUUGCUUGAUUUUGUUAGUUUUGCAACAAUUCAUGUGUUAAUUUGAUACUGAGCUCAAAGACAUUAUUGAGAAUCUGAGAUAGAGAGUAUUUUUGGAGAUGAUGCAACUCUUGAAACUUAGUUUUAGGCAGUAUAAUUAUUUAACUGUUUAGAGUUCAAUUGGAUACUGAAAGCUUUAUCAAAAAUAGUUCUUAUUCUGAUGGUUGAUG